Messenger RNA from Xenia sp. Carnegie-2017, 907 nucleotides. RefSeq names its product polyadenylate-binding protein-like. The transcript is spliced from 2 exons. NCBI's taxonomy places the organism in Eukaryota, Metazoa, Cnidaria, Anthozoa, Malacalcyonacea, Xeniidae. Bases 138 to 782 code for a protein of 214 amino acids. Gene Ontology annotation, biological process: protein polyubiquitination; regulation of double-strand break repair. The record is from RefSeq and is a predicted model, not a curated record. Gene Ontology annotation, molecular function: RNA binding. Gene Ontology annotation, cellular component: nucleus.
UCACAAUAAUAUGACCUCCUAAGUUGUCAAUACUGAAGGAACAGCUGAAAAUAUAAUGUUUCAUUGUUUUAAACUGUUAUUUCGAUGAUUCUGAUCUUUGCAAAAGGUGUCAUGUUUUAACACUGUAAUUUGCUAUUAUGGGAAGCGAAGUAAGCUCGGAACAAAAUAGUCAGGAGGAAGAUUCCUCCAUUGCUUUGUACAAUAAAGUUUGCACAUUUCAGCGUGAAAAUGCGGAAAAAAUUACGGGCAUGUUACUUGAACUGCCACAAGAAGAAUUAAAAACGCUUCUUUGCGAUGAUAGUAAAUUGAUGGCGAAGAUAUACGAAGCAAUUAAAGCCUUAGACAAUGAAUCUAAAGACAAACAACGAAAAUUAAUCGGCGAUGUUAUGUAUUGUGAAGUUGAAAAGGCCUAUAACGACCAUGAAAUAGCUGGAAAAAUUACAGGAAUGCUAUUAGAAAUGGAACUUGAAAAUCUUGAGCAAUUGUUACUGGACAAAAAAGCGCUUUUAGUUAAAAUACAUGAAGCUUAUGCAGUGCUAAAAACAUACAAUGAUGCAAACAAUAGUGAAAAAGAAGCUUCUUCCGAGGUCUCACUGGAAGAAUUAGGGGAGAAGUUAUUUGAGAGGAUUUUAGAAUGGUAUGUAGAGGAAGACACUGCUGCAAAAUUGACAGGCAUGCUGUUAGAAAUGAACAAUGAUGACAUACAUCAAUUGAUCAAGGAUAAUGAUUUCCUUAAGCUUAAAACUAAGGAAGCUUACGAUGUGUUAAGCUUGGGUAAGUGACCUUGCCAACAACUGUAAAUAUGUAUAUGUGUGUUUAUAUAUUGUUGAAAAUGUAAAUAGCUAGUAACUUCCUAUUCUGAAGAAGGCUCGAAGCACCGAGUCGAAAGCUCAAUAAAAAUCAUUUA